GGAGGGGGGGACCAGGAGGAAGGGGAGAGAUUAGGCAGCCAUCAAUCUUCUGCUGUUUCUCCCAGAACAGGUGAUGCUGCUAAAUUGUGAUCAGUUUCUGGAUGCAACGCUGCGACUGGAAGGAUGCGAGCGACCUAGGGCAGGGAGGCUGAGGCGGCAGAUCUGAAUUUGCCGAGGAUAAAACACCAAAUUUGACUACAUCAGUCUGCCACCUCGCGCGUGAAGCAAAGGACCCAUUAGCUUUUUUUUUUUUUUUUUUCCCAAGAGGGACUGAAACUUCAGCACUUGAUCCCUUUUCUUGGAUUGCUUUGGAAGGAGACGGUUUGGUGGCAGCGCUGGGAACAGUCAGGACUGUUUUGUUGUACUCUUAUUUUUAAAGUGACAGUAAAGGAUCAGACUUUUUAAAUGUUUGGGAUCCAAGAUACUUUAGGAAGAGGACCAGCUCUGAAAGAGAAAUCGCUGGGUGCUGAGAUGGAUUCGGUCAGGUCCUGGGUCCGGAAUGUCGGUGUGGUGGAUGCCAAUGUCGCGGCGCAGAGUGGGGUCGCCCUAUCCCGGGCCCACUUUGAGAAGCAGCCACCCUCCAACUUGAGGAAAUCAAACUUCUUUCACUUCGUGCUGGCGCUCUACGACAGGCAGGGGCAGCCGGUGGAGAUCGAGCGCACCGCUUUCGUGGACUUCGUGGAGAACGACAAAGAACAGGGCAACGAGAAGACCAACAACGGCACCCACUACAAGUUACAGCUUCUCUAUAGCAACGGCGUCCGCACGGAGCAGGACCUCUACGUUAGGCUCAUCGACUCAGUCACCAAGCAGCCCAUCGCCUAUGAGGGACAGAAUAAGAAUCCGGAAAUGUGCCGAGUUCUCCUUACGCACGAGGUGAUGUGCAGUCGAUGUUGUGAAAAGAAAAGUUGUGGAAACCGAAAUGAGACUCCUUCAGACCCUGUCAUCAUCGACAGAUUCUUUUUAAAAUUUUUUCUCAAGUGCAAUCAGAAUUGUUUGAAAACAGCAGGAAACCCAAGGGACAUGAGACGGUUUCAGGUUGUGUUGUCAACAACCGUGAAUGUGGAUGGACACGUGUUGGCAGUUUCUGACAACAUGUUUGUUCAUAACAACUCUAAGCAUGGACGGAGAGCAAGAAGACUUGACCCUUCAGAAGCUACCCCCUGCAUCAAAGCCAUUAGUCCAAGUGAAGGCUGGACCACAGGAGGAGCCAUGGUCAUCAUCAUUGGGGAUAACUUCUUUGAUGGUCUCCAAGUGGUGUUUGGGACCAUGCUGGUAUGGAGUGAGCUAAUCACCCCUCAUGCCAUCAGAGUGCAGACUCCUCCUCGGCACAUCCCUGGAGUGGUGGAAGUGACAUUAUCUUAUAAAUCGAAACAGUUCUGCAAAGGAGCCCCUGGGAGGUUCAUUUACACAGCAUUAAAUGAACCCACUAUAGACUAUGGCUUCCAGAGGCUGCAGAAAGUCAUCCCAAGGCAUCCUGGAGAUCCUGAGAGAUUAGCUAAGGAAAUGCUGCUGAAAAGAGCUGCAGAUCUAGUGGAAGCCCUCUAUGGCACACCACAUAAUAACCAGGACAUCAUUUUGAAGCGAGCUGCAGAUAUUGCUGAAGCCCUCUACAGUGUCCCCAGGAAUCCCAGCCAGAUCCCAGCUCUCUCCAGCUCUCCAGCUCACAGUGGCAUGAUGGGGAUCAAUUCUUAUGGCAGCCAGCUUGGGGUCAGCAUCUCAGAGUCAACCCAGGGAAAUAAUCAAGGAUACAUCCGCAAUACAAGCAGCAUCUCUCCACGGGGAUACUCUUCCAGCUCCACACCUCAGCAGUCUAAUUACAGCACCUCCAGUAACAGUAUGAAUGGCUACAGCAAUGUCCCCAUGGCCAACCUGGGUGUUCCGGGAUCACCAGGAUUUCUCAAUGGCUCACCCACAGGCUCCCCUUACGGAAUUAUGUCAUCAAGCCCCACCGUUGGAUCUUCUAGCACAUCCUCCAUCCUCCCGUUUUCCUCUUCGGUUUUUCCUGCUGUCAAACAGAAGAGUGCCUUUGCUCCUGUCAUCAGGCCCCAGGGCUCCCCUUCGCCAGCCUGCUCCAGUGGCAAUGGAAAUGGAUUCAGAGCCAUGACCGGCCUUGUCGUACCACCGAUGUAAAGAAGAGGAAGAACUGCUUUCUUAUAGCACAAAACUACUUAUUCUGAUGGACCAAUACUGAGUAAAGCACUAUGAGCUCUUUGGGAGAGCUGUGCCUCCAAAUGAACAUGACGAACAGAUUUGCGUAUGCAAGGAGCCUGCAUCUUACUUGGUCUCACCUUUCUCCCGUAGCUGUGAUGGUGACUACACAAACUGACCUUCUUGUGGACAAGGACAAAAGAUGUCGUUGACAUGGUCAGUGUGCUAAGAGCAGAAAUGCCAUUCUUUGUUAUGAACAUUAUGAAAACCACCUUCCUAUGUUUGUAAAAUAUUUAAGAAAAAAAAUUGGCAAACAAUUCAUGCUUAAUAUUUUGGAUACUAUUUGUUUUUCUUUGUAGGAAAAAAAAGUUGAAAGUUUCUAUUUUCUAUGAAGCCUUUCAGAUACCAAUUUAGUUUAUGCAGAAAAAAAAAAUUUGAACAAAACAGGGUACCAGCAUGGAAGACUUUCUUAAAACAAAACCUGAAUUGAAUGAUGAGAUGUCGUUGUGCGUGUUUGCUUAUAGUUUAAUCUCUUUAAAAAAAAAAAAAAACAAAAAAAGGGAAAAAUUUUAAAAUGUUUUACAAUUAUUUAAAUAAAUAAAUGUGUAACUUAUUGUAAGUAGAGGUAGAAAUUAAGACCUUUUUUGGAAGAGAGGGGAAUUUCUCUUCCUAAUGUUAAAUGAAAAUGAUGCAAACGUAGUAACAAGUUAAAAAGGUGUGUGAUUAUUACUGCAGUUAUUUACUAGACUCAUAUCCCCCAUUCUAAAUUCCCUUCUUUUUCCAUUAUUUUUUUGACUCAUGGGCAAGAACUUAAUCUAGAGUCCUGCAGAACAACCCAAUACGGAAACAAAAUCUCAACAUGCACAUACACUAAUAAUACUCAAACCCGUCAACUCAUUCCCAGCUCCAUCUGCUUUCUGAGGAGUCUACAUGGCCUUUUUGGUACUCACUCUUUGUGAAUAUAUUUUUUGAAAUUUAUAUUAGCUUUCAACAUUCUCCCCUAAGCAGUGCAGAAAAUUCCCAUGUUUUAGUGUGUCCCAGGCCUUUAGCAUCCCAGGGAAACAAGUGUCACCGCUUAAGGAAGACCCAAAGCCACAUAACAUACUGAACCAUGGGGCCCCUUUAGAAAUUUCCUUGCAGAGCUACCCACUCCCUCCUCUUUGGUUGCCUAUUUCAGCAUGAAGGUAUAAACCCCACAGAGCUGUAGAAACAGGGUUUGAAAAAGAUGACUUCGGCUCUUUCAGACUCUUAAGGAUCAAUCUUAGAAUGGCCAAGUCCUUUUCUCUCUCUGUAAAUUUCCCCUUUCAUGGCAUUAAACUCUCUUGGGGGGAAAAAAAGUAUCCAAUUAACAACUUGUUGGAGUGGGGUGUGAAGACAGGAAGAGGAAUGUUAAAAGCACUAAAUCACUCUCCUAAUGGUUAAAGAAAUGGAAAUCCAGAUUCUUGUUAGAUUCUAAGAUUAGGGGUUCUGUUCCAAGCAGCAUAGGUGUCCAGCCCUCAGAUGGGCUCCCGAGAGUUCUGUGACUAGCUCGUAGGGAGGAAAACCUUGCAGUAGCUUCUAACAGGGGCUGAUUCUUCCAGAGGUGUAUUUGAAAAUCUAUGUGAUCCUGGAGAUGCACUCAGGCUGAUUUGGAUUGCCAAUGAGGAUGGCAUAUUUUCCCAGGCCAGGGCUCUCCUUGUUGACUCAUUGGCACCACGAUAUAGACUACAUGGACUUCAGUUUGGGGUUCUUGGUGGGGUUCCAGCAUUAGAAAUUGAUGCAGCUCUUAUGGAAAACAUCUUUAGUGAUUCUGAGCCAAUGUUAGAUGACUUCAUAAAUUCUGCAUCCCUUUUCUUUUCCCGCUGGAUACAUCCCCACACCUACCCAACCCCCAACUGUCUUAUUUGCCUUUAAUCCAUUCUGAAAUUACCCAGUGUGACCCAAAUAUUAUUUCUAUGCACAUGAGAAUCCAAGGUUUUGGAAACCUGGCAUGCUUAUAACUACUGCUGACAAUCCCUCACAGUCAGGGUUUAAAGCGCCAAAAUACACGGAAACACAUGAGAGAAAGUUCCCCAGUGAAAAAUCUUAUGGGAGGGGAAUAGCAUGUGGAAUACAAACAUUACCGUCCAAAAAUGAAGGCAGAACAAAAUUAAGCAUGUUUAGACCUGGAUUUGAGCCAAUCCAACAUAAGGAAAUGUUUUUUUAAGUAGCAUUGCUUUUAGAAUCUGUGAAUUUUGCUCUUGCAUGAAGAUGAGUGCAGUACUGUCUUCAAAAUGAUCGUAGAAUUUGUUGGUAGCUUUACACCGAAAAAUGUGUGUAACUAAAUAACAGACAUCCUUGACAAUUCAGCUAGAACCUUGGCAGCAACAGAUGUAUUUAAUUGUACAAAUGUGUGUAAGGAUUAUUUUUAGUGUAAUAAUAAAUUAAAAACAAAGUUACUCUGUCCUCUUUAGUCAUUGCCGUUGAAUCAUCCCAGUCCCAGGUUAUUUUUUGUGCCACUUGGAAUAAAAAAAAAUAGGU
Messenger RNA from Loxodonta africana (African savanna elephant), 4650 nucleotides. It is a transcript of the gene EBF2, whose product is annotated as EBF transcription factor 2. The coding region runs from base 406 to 2133 and encodes 575 amino acids. The transcript has 16 exons. NCBI's taxonomy places the organism in Eukaryota, Metazoa, Chordata, Mammalia, Proboscidea, Elephantidae. The record is from RefSeq and is a predicted model, not a curated record. Gene Ontology annotation, biological process: regulation of transcription by RNA polymerase II. Gene Ontology annotation, molecular function: RNA polymerase II cis-regulatory region sequence-specific DNA binding; DNA-binding transcription factor activity, RNA polymerase II-specific.